GGAUGUUUGUAUCGUACUUCUUUGUAAUAAUGAGGAAGACCUGUAAAUAAUAACGAGGAAGACAUUGGUGUUCACAGUCCUAUAUCCGCGUGCCAUACGCAUAUAAAUACACUGGAAAGGACAUUGCACAUUAUUAAAAACCAAACAAGGUACGAGAACCAAACACUAGCACAUAAUUGAACGCCUAGUAAAUUGACACUAUGUCGUCCAGCGUGAAUCGACGUGUCUCCACUACGGCGGAGAAGCGUAUUUCGUACAGCAUGGAGGGGCGUGCGUCAUAUACUGCGCGACCGAGUUACACAGGGCGCCCUUCAUACGGUCAGCGUAUGAGUGCAAGUUCCUCAUAUCGACCGUCAAUCGAAGACGAAAAUAAGGGUAAGUCAAGUGUUACUGAGCUAGAAGACGUUGCUGUUUCCUCCGAAGAUAUGGACAACAAUAAAGAGACACAAGAGGCCAUUUUAGAGGACGAAAUGGUUGCGAAUGCAGAGAGGUUAGCGAAGCAGAAUGGUAUGCUACACAGAUGGCUCUAUACUGACGCGUGGUUAGGCUUUUCCCGUGGUCAUUGGGUAACGUGUGGUUUGAUGGUCAUUGUUUUAGUGAUAUGGAUGGUGACCACGUUCAUGGCACACGGGGCUAUGACACAUGAGAACGGAGAGUUUGGGCAAUUGCAUGCAGUGAGUUUCGAUCACCCAUAUGAUUAUGAUCUAGCGAUGGAUCCUUUGACCCACGUAGAGUGGCACAUUGCAGUCGAGUGGGAGGUACAGCCAGCAAGUGAGACAUACGCCGGGGGAGGUCACAGACGGAGAAAUGCGGGUAUUGUUCAGUUAUUCCAAGAAUUGGAGAGACUCAAUAACCCCGACCGUGUGCGUCGCGCAACUGAUACGUCACAUGUCGGAGUAAACGGCACAAUGCUCACUAUGACGACUGAGGUGGUGCGCUUAGAUGAUGGCGUGUGGUCCGUUGUACCAGACACACAAGACACACAGGCUGCUGUGGAUGAGAAUGGUCUUAUAACUAUGUCUGUUCAUCAUGAUCUUACUGCUCAGGCUGAUGCGGAGGGACUUGCUGCACGAGUGUACAUCAACAGCCUAGAGCCCGUACCUAUGGUCAUGAAAGUAUACCAGACUGGCUGGUUUGGAAAUCAACAAGUUUGGGUUGCUGGGGUGACGCUAGUGGCUAUGUAUGUACUCAUUGUGUUUGAGAUCACACACAGAACUAUAGCGUCUUUGCUAGGUAUGAGUGUGACACUCAUGUGGUUAGUGUUCCUGGGUAAGUUCCCAAGUGUCGAAGAGGCAUUCGGCUGGUUGGAACAGGGUGUACUGAUGCUUCUAUUCGGCAUGAUGCUCAUCGUGUUUGUUAUCUCACAGACCGGAGUAUUUGAGUGGAUGGCAAUCCAGGCGUACAAGUUGUGCAGGAAUAAGCUGUGGCUGCUCAUGGUGAUCCUGGCGACUGUGACAGGGGUCCUAUCUGCCUUCUUGGACAAUGUUACAACCAUGUUGUUGAUGGCGCCUGUGACCAUCCGUCUUGCUAAUUUACUUGGCAUAGACCCACGUCCGAUGUUGAUCUGCGAGUGUAUCAUGUCCAACAUUGGUGGUACUGCUACUAUGAUCGGAGACCCCCCAAAUAUUAUUAUUGGGCAAGCGUUGGGAGAUUACAUCGGCUUUGUAGACUUCCUGUUUCACAUGUUGCCUGGUGUAGUCAUAAUCUUCCCCUUUGCACUCGGCUUCUUAUGGCUGUUGUUCCGUAAAGACCUAAAGGGUGACGCAACCAUUGAUGACUUGGAGUCUGUCGCAAAGGACUAUCAAGUUCAUGACAAGCCCUUGUUAAUGCGCGUGGGUAUGGUUUUCGUGGUUGUAAUCCUCCUUUUCUUCACAGAACCAGUUCAUCACAUUGACGUGGCUUGGGUUGCUCUGAUAGGUGCAGUUCUCAUGUUGCUAGUCAGUUCGCCAGAGGAUGCAGAGACGGCCCUAGAGCACGUCGAAUGGGACACUUUGGUGUUCUUCAGCUCCUUGUUCAUCAUGAUCGAAGGUCUUGCGGAGAUGGGACUGAUUACCUGGAUGGGUGAUAUGAUUGGCCAGGGCGUUGGUGCAGCAGCCCCUGAACAGCAAAUGAUGGUAGCCAUAAUCAUCCUCAUUUGGGUGUCCGGUAUUGUGAGUGCAUUCCUCGACAACAUUCCUUUCACCACUACCAUGGUACCUGUGGUACUGGCCUUGGCGAACAACCAAAGUCUGUAUUUGGAACUUGAACCCAUGGCUUGGGCUUUGGCUUUCGGUGCAUGUCUGGGAGGUAAUGGUACACUCAUCGGAGCGUCUGCCAAUCUAGUAACAGCAGCUGUUGCACAACGUGACAACCGAGAGAUUUCGUUUAUGUAUUGGUUUAGAUACGGAUUCCCCACCAUGAUCUUGACCCUCAUCGUCGCGACAGCUUACAUGUUGGUGCGGUACGUACUCUUAGCCGACAGUUAUGUAAAUUAGAUAAAUUUUAAACAAUAUAUGAAUAACAAGUAAAUAAACAUACAAAAUUUCAUGCCUCAAUUAAUGGCAG
This is a messenger RNA of Sphaeroforma arctica JP610, 2544 nucleotides long. RefSeq lists its product as hypothetical. Gene Ontology annotation, cellular component: membrane. Gene Ontology annotation, biological process: transmembrane transport; arsenite transport. The transcript has 2 exons. The record is from RefSeq and is a predicted model, not a curated record. The coding region runs from base 201 to 2474 and encodes 757 amino acids. NCBI's taxonomy places the organism in Eukaryota, Ichthyosporea, Ichthyophonida. Gene Ontology annotation, molecular function: arsenite transmembrane transporter activity.